AACAGAAAUCCUACCGGUCAUUUCAUUAUUAUCACUUAUAAACCCCAUGAAAGCACAUUAAUCAUCACAACAGGCUGCAGUUUGUUCCACUUUAUUGUUGUUUUAUUCGGUUAAAUCUCCGUGGAGUUCCUGUUCAUCGCGCGCGCUUAUUUUGUUAUGUUUUUUAAGGACCGAAAUGAAGUUCGCGCGCUUUGUUAACGCUAUUUUCCCGCUGUUUUUGGUCGCCAUGGUGACAGCUGCAGGAGAGUUUGUGUCUCUGGCUGAGAGGGAAGACACCCUUCUGAGGGACAUUUUUCAGGGCUAUCAGAAAUGGGUGCGGCCUACACAGCACUCCAACAACACUGUCAAAGUGCGCUUUGGUCUGAAGAUCUCACAGCUUGUAGAUGUAGAUGAAAAGAACCAGCUUAUGACCACUAAUGUGUGGCUGUGGCAGGAGUGGGUCGAUUAUAAACUGCGCUGGAACCCAGAGGAUUAUGGCGGUAUUACUUUCAUCCGGGUUCCUACAGAGAGCAUUUGGCUGCCUGACAUUGUACUAUAUGAGAAUGCCGAUGGACAUUUUGAGGGCUCACUAAUGACCAAAGCUAUUAUAAAAUAUAACGGUGCUGUCACCUGGACCCCUCCAGCCAGCUACAAAUCAGCCUGCACUAUGGACGUGACAUUUUUUCCAUUCGACCGCCAAAACUGCUCGAUGAAAUUUGGCUCAUGGACUUAUGAUGGCACCAUGGUGGAUCUAGUUCUUGUAAACCACCAGGUGGACCGCAGCGACUUCUUCGACAAUGGCGAGUGGGAAAUUCUGAGCGCCACAGGCGCCAAGGGCAGUCGGCAUGACGGCACACUCUCCUACCCUUUCAUCACCUACUCCUUCAUCCUGAAGCGUCUGCCUCUCUUCUACACACUCUUCCUCAUAAUCCCCUGCUUGGGUCUGUCCUUCCUCACCGUUCUGGUGUUUUAUCUUCCAUCAGACGAAGGCGAGAAGGUGACGCUGUCCACGUCUGUGCUCGUCUCACUCACCGUCUUCCUCCUGGUCAUCGAGGAGAUCAUCCCAUCUUCAUCCAAGGUCAUCCCAUUGAUUGGCGAGUACCUGCUGUUCAUCAUGAUCUUUGUCACGCUGUCCAUCGUAGUGACUGUGUUUGUCAUCAAUGUGCACCACCGGUCCUCUGCCACCUACCACCCGAUGGCGCCGUGGGUGCGUGACCUCUUCUUACAGCGCCUGCCUCAGCUUCUGUGCAUGCGCACUCACACAGAGCGAUACCUUUACCCCGAGCUGGAGCCACACAGCCCUGACUUCAAACCACGCAUCAGAAAAGCCCGACCAGGCCCUGAGGGCGAAGGUCAGGCUCUGGUCAACAUGCUUGAGAAGGCCACUUUCUCUGUCCGCUACAUCUCACGACACAUCCGCAAGGAAAAUUUCAUUAGAGAGGUGGUGCAUGACUGGAAGUUUGUGGCUCAAGUUUUGGACAGAAUCUUCCUCUGGGUCUUCCUCAUUGUGUCUAUAUUAGGCACUAUCCUCAUCUUCACUCCUGCUCUAAAGAUGUAUUUACUCUCUUCAUCUCCUCCUUUAGCUCCAUAGAGCAUAAAUACACUCAUUCCCUCACCACUGGCUGAACAGUUAUGACAUUAUUCAGCGUAUAAAGCAACAUUAUACUAUUAACAACAUUAUACAGCAUUCAUAGAUCAGGAGCACACACACACACACACACCUACUGUAUAUCUGUAAUAACUAAAGUAGUAGACCACAGAACAUUUGAACAGUAUUCACAUUAUAUAUGUUUACAUUCCACAGAACCACAAAAGUCUUUUCUGUUGGUUUUCCUGCAUCGACGUCUAUAUUGUAGCAUUAAUUUUUAUACUCAUUGUCUUCAGUACACAUCGCACAA
Messenger RNA from Ictalurus punctatus (channel catfish), 1877 nucleotides. RefSeq names its product cholinergic receptor nicotinic beta 3 subunit b (gene chrnb3b). Gene Ontology annotation, molecular function: transmembrane signaling receptor activity; acetylcholine-gated monoatomic cation-selective channel activity. The transcript is spliced from 6 exons. The record is from RefSeq and is a predicted model, not a curated record. Lineage: Eukaryota; Metazoa; Chordata; Actinopteri; Siluriformes; Ictaluridae. Gene Ontology annotation, cellular component: neuron projection; synapse; postsynaptic membrane. Gene Ontology annotation, biological process: regulation of membrane potential; chemical synaptic transmission; signal transduction. Bases 176 to 1570 code for a protein of 464 amino acids.